AUAGCAACUAGCGGUUUUCGCUUUAUCACUAUCCAGAUGAAACAACAGUUUAUAUUAUACCCCAACCUAGAUUUAUAACUACAGUCGUGACAAUGAAUAAGAAAACCCAAAAAAGAAAACGAGAAACGGCUCAACAAGACAAACACAGUCCUUCUACCAGAAAGCCCGGACAGGACCCCGCGAUCUCUCAGCUCAGUCACAUCGGAGAUGGAGAUAAAGCUCAGCAGCUGAACGGGACCAAGACAAAUUCUAAGUCCUCAUUUGGAGCAAGAAAUGUAAUUGGACACGAGAAGCUGCCACCCAUGUCGACCUUUUUAAACAAACUACCCCUUAACCCGGGCGUGUCAGCGGAGGACAGUUGCUGUGGUGAUGGCGCGGUCAACUCACAAACGGUCCGUUCAGGGACCCAGGUCCGGGCGGUGAAGUUGCCUCCAUCCGGUGAACACGUUGUCACCGAGAGGCUGGAUGUGCCACAAGCUGCCGCUGCAGGUGGACAACUCCUGAACCCAGACAAUAUCACCGCAACAUCAUCCAGCCUCAGUGCAGCCACCUGCUUUACCAUCCCGCCAAAAGAGGAAGAUCUGUGGCAGAUGCAGUCUGUCCAAGACAAGAAUGGACGUAUUAAACGGCCAAUGAAUGCCUUUAUGGUGUGGUCUCAUAUCCAUCGAUGUGUCUUACGCAAAGCCUACCCCGGAGUCAGCAUGAUAGACGCCAGUGUUCAACUGGGCAUUGAGUGGUCAAAGCUGAGCGCAGAACAGAAGAGCCCCUACUUUGAAGUGGCUGACAAACUGAAAAACAUGCACAAGCAGCAAUUCCCUGAUUAUGAGUUUCGCCCCCAGAAGAAGAGAGGCAGAGAGUGUUUGUCCUCAGGGUGGGGAACAGGACAGGGAGAAGGACAGGACCCCGGGAUUCCCUCUUUUGUCUCACAGGCCAUACCUCCAGUUGUACCUCCAGCCAUUCCUCCAGCUCAGGCCAACAUACUGGGUCUUACCAUGUACCCAUAUCCCACCCUGAUGGGCUACAGACUGGGCUACCAUCCUUGCCCAUCUUUUUGUCCAUAUCAUGCAAUGGGCCUGUACCCCAACGUCCAGAUCCAUGAUUCAAGUCACCCAAAUGCCAACAGCUCCUCGGAGGAAGUGAGGAAUUACCACAACAAUCACCUGCCAAGGGAUGACACCGCUGUGGCUGCAGAGCAUCUGCGACCUGAUCUUAGUCAUGAAGUCCUCUUUGAAUCUAGCACAACAUCUGAGAGCCUGGGCCAGCCUGACAUUGUCACCAGCAUCAAAGUGGAGUGUAAAUGCGAGGAUGAUGUGGACGUUGUUGGACUGCUUUAAGAGACUUUCAGCACACACACACACACAGUAGACACACCAUAUUCUGAUAAAAAAUAUAUAUAUUUAUUUUACCUGAUUGUCAGCCGUAAUUAUAUUCAGACCUUAUACAUGUGCAUAGUUUCAUCCUUCCACGAUGACCUGAGAGGCCAAGAGGGUUCAUAAGAUAAAAGACAGUCAGUUCCAAACAACUGAGAUCUGCAAACGAGCAGCAGUACUUUUACACGCUAUUCUGUGACACACUGGAAGCCAGCGCAGUGACCUGGGCACACAUUUAUCAAACUACUAAAAGUCAGAUUUCUGUGUGGUAAGAGUAAUUAUAGCAAGAAGAAGAAGAUUGAAGAUUGACAUUGAUUUUAUUUGCACUCACUGUCGAAGUAUAUUCAUUGUCUGCACUUGUUAUAGUGGUAUUAAAUUCUCCUCAAUAUAUGACUGAUGUCUACUAACAGUAGAAUGACCUGUAGCAUAAUUCUGUUUCCAUUUUAGACGAUUUUCUAUGAUUUCAUCCUUAUUUAUAUACUGUA
Messenger RNA from Seriola aureovittata, 1855 nucleotides. RefSeq lists its product as uncharacterized. Lineage: Eukaryota; Metazoa; Chordata; Actinopteri; Carangiformes; Carangidae. Bases 93 to 1334 code for a protein of 413 amino acids. The record is from RefSeq and is a predicted model, not a curated record. The transcript has 4 exons.